AUGGUUCGCCGAAGGAGCCUUGCGUGUGCCCUGGUUCUCCUUGGCAUCGUCGAUGGAUUCAUCGCGCCUGCUUUCAUCCCGCCAGCGACAGCGGGGGCACGGGUCAAGUUACCAGUGGCAAGCUCAGGAACCAUAGCGGGAGCAGCGCGGAGGGCUCCGUUCGUCGCCAGGAGAAGCAGCGCUCUAACAAUGACUGCCAACAAGGCACCGGACCGGACCGCCAUCGCCAACGCCGCGCCCUUAACCUUCGCCGCGGGGUGCUCGGCCGUCGCCAGCGCUGUUGCCGAGAUUAGCCCACACGCCGCCGCGUUUGUUCAGCUCGUGUGCCUCUCGAUUUGGCUCGGAAUGAGUGUCUACGCCACCUUCAUCUGGCCGGUCAUCACAGGCUUGAACAUGCGGGACUCGUCCGAGUUCGCAUCUUUGCUCGGGAAGCUGGGACCAUCUUACCUUCAGCUAUCCGUGGCGAUGAUCAUGAGCCUGGGAACGUCGAGUCUCGUGAUUGGACACGCGAACACAACGCAACUUGUUAUCCUCGGGAUAGCCCUCGGCAUCACUUUGUACAACGCCAUCGUGCUAGAGCCGUCGGCAAUAGAGGCUCUUGAGGAGGAGCAGGUGACUGGAUGGUGA
Ectocarpus siliculosus is the source of this 627-nucleotide messenger RNA. The record is from the annotation of a GenBank genome assembly. NCBI's taxonomy places the organism in Eukaryota, Phaeophyceae, Ectocarpales, Ectocarpaceae.